AUGGCGGGCGGCGAGGAGAUCGGGACAGAAGGCGGCCUCGGGGAGCCGCUCCCCACUUCUGACGAGCCGCCGCAGCCUCUCGCUGAGGGACUCCCCGAGGAGCAGCCCCGGCCCGGCCCGCCUCACGGCGAGGAGGAGGAGGAGGAAGAGUCGGAGCUCUCAAAGGGUCGCUUGGAGGGAGUAUUGGAUGAAGACACCGCUGCUGAGGGACUCCACACCUUCGGCCGCUCAGCCCCUGGCACUGAAUUUGUUUAUCUGCAUCUGACACUUCCAGGCCGUGACUUGAGUGACGUCAGCAUUCUCUCUGGAUAUGUCCACCUGCAGAAGAUGGAGCUGUCCUCCAAUAAAAUUCACGAUCUCUCCUGUGUCAGCCACAUGCCUUAUUUAGUGGAGCUGAAUGCUUCCAGAAACCAACUGAGCACCUUUUUCAAUUUUAGAGCACCCAAAAACCUCAGGGAAGUCGAUUUUUCCCACAAUCAAAUCCCAAAAAUGAAAGAUUUAUCAGCAUACCACUCGCUAACCAAACUCCUGCUGGAUUACAAUGAGAUCGAGGAGAUCAGAGGGCUGGAGGAGUGUCACAGCCUGAGCCAGCUGGGACUGUCACACAACAGGCUCCGGGCCACCAGGGGCCUGCAGAACCUGCCCAUCCGAAUCCUCGACCUGAGCUUUAACCAGAUUGAGAAGGUGAAUGGGCUGAAGAGCUUGAAAAAUCUGCAGAGGCUGGAUCUGUCCAACAAUAAAAUAAACAGUCUGCAAGGCUUGGAGGAGCACGACCUGCUGGAGGUGAUCAACCUGGAGGAUAACCAGGUGGCUGAGCUGAGUGAGCUUCAAUGGAUUGAAGAUCUGCCUCUCCUCAGGGAUUUAAAUCUUCUAAAAAACCCUCUACAGGAGAAAGAUGAGUAUUGGCUCUCGGCGAUUUUCAUGUUGCUCCAAGUCACAGAUCUGGAUCUCAAAAAGGUCUCAGUGGAAGAAAAGGUGGCCGCUGUGAAUAGUAAGGAUCCUCCUCCUGAAGUUGUGGCUGCCGAAGAUCACAGGACUCAGCUUUUCUACAACCUUCAGCAGCCCCAGGGAGUCCUGAGCAGCACUUUGCCUGGCUCUGAUGAGCCCUACCCCAUGCUGGUGUUGCUGGGCCCCGUGGCCGGCGGCCGGAGGCAACUGUCCCUCAAAAUCUGCAGACAAUUCAAGAAUUUCCUCAGAUUUGGGCCCUGCCACACCACCAGGAAAGCUUAUUAUGGGGAAGAAAACAGAUUUGAUUAUUAUUUCAUUUCUCAAGAAGAAUUUGACAAAAUGGUGGAAGCAGGAAAAUUUCUGGCAACCUACAAGUACAGCGGCCACUGCUACGGACUGGCAAGAGACACGGUGGAAUCCAUAGCCAGGGAGGGCCUGGGCACCUGUGUCCACCUGGAAAUAGAGGGCGUCCGUAGCUUGAAGAGGACCCACUUCAAACCCAGGUACAUCCUGUUGGUACCGAUGGACAAAUGGAAAUACGGGGAACACCUGAGGAGGACAGGGCUGUUCAGCAGGCCAGAGAUUGAAGAGGCAGUGAACAGGGUGGACAUGUACCUGCAGAUCAACCAGGAGUGCCCUGGGUACCUGGAUGCCGUCAUCAACACGGAUGAGCUGGAGGAGGCAUUCACAGAGCUGACUCACCUUGUCAGGGUCUACCUGGGCAUGGAGCCACCGGACGUUUUGGAGCACAUGCAAGGCUCCAGGAACAGGGCAGGUUCCGGAAGUCAGCUCUUCCCCGAGGAAAAGCCGUCUCCGCGCGCUCAGGCUCCGUCCCACGGCAACAUCUCGGAGCCUUGCACCAAAAGCUAUCCCAGAGACCUCCUGGAACUGCUGACGGCACCCCCAGGCUCUGUGGGUUCCUUCCUCCCUUUUUAA
Messenger RNA from Motacilla alba alba, 1884 nucleotides. RefSeq names its product leucine-rich repeat and guanylate kinase domain-containing protein-like. The transcript has 17 exons. Bases 1 to 1884 code for a protein of 627 amino acids. NCBI's taxonomy places the organism in Eukaryota, Metazoa, Chordata, Aves, Passeriformes, Motacillidae. The record is from RefSeq and is a predicted model, not a curated record. Gene Ontology annotation, molecular function: GMP kinase activity; protein binding. Gene Ontology annotation, cellular component: cytosol.